AUAGUUGUCUAUCAAACAUGUUCAUUUACUUCUAAGUCAAAUUUAUCUUUAUCCGAAAAAAACCCACUAAGCGAUCAUGUCUCGUAUUUCUAAACGGGUUUACGAGGCCCGAUCCGCCUAUCCGGAUCGGACCAAGUCCGAGGAAAAAUCCUUCACAGAGCUGAAUGUGCCGAUCAAGAAAUUGGAAACGGCCCUCCUGCUGCUUAGCUCCGAGGAGGAGUGCGUCCUGCUCACUGUCUUCAGCCACAUCACUGACUUUGCCCGCCGGCAGGAUGUGAAUGUCCUGGAGCUGAGGGCUCAUCGCUUGCUGGAGCUGUUGCUCGAAAAAGAAUUAUUCAUCAAUGCUACGAACACGAUGAUCCGUAGGUUUGCCUUGUAUCUUCUGACCGCUUUGCUGGACAACACGGAGAUGGCCACCUACGAGCCGGAACAGGCCAGACAGAUCCUCGAACUGGCCUGCAGAUUUUAUUUAAAUGAGUCGGAUGACUUCUGUAUCGAGUACUUGACAUAUAUUUUAAAUGUGUGCCUGAGAGAUCCCCAGAUGGCGCACGAUACUGUGGAUGCCACGGAGUUCCUGGAGAAGUUUAAGCGGGUUUUUGUGAACUCUGAAAAUCCAGAUACGGUUUACAAUUCCAUCGAGGUCCUGCAUAAACUGCUCUUGGUCCAAACCGCCGAGCAGAUGUUGGAAUUUACCACACAGCCGGACUUCCCCGUGGAUCGGAUCAUAUGCGAGGUGACCAACGAGUUUCCGGAGAUUCGAAAGGCUGCUCUGAAAGCGUUGAAAACGCUUCUGACGGAUACGGGAGAUGACAGUGUAUUCGAGUCACUGCAACGCUGCUUCUCUGUGUUGGAUCAACUGGUGAAGGCCUUUUGCAAUAAUCCUCAGGGUACCGAUGCCUCCGACCUGGUCGAUGUCCUGGCAACGGCAUUGCGUUCCGAGAAGAUGACCAAGCUGUUCUUUGAGCAGAAUCUGUUUGACUUGGUGGUGGAACAGGUGCGCACCCAGAUGGAUAUCCUGCCGUUGGAACUGCGUUGUAGUCUCAUCGCGAUCUUUGCGGAAACGGCUCAGUACGAGCAAUUCCUGGCAAGGAUGCAUAAGGCGGAGAUCACUGAGAUGUUCCUCCAAUGUCUUAUGCAAAAUAAGCCGGCACCGGCGGCCUUCGUGAUUCAGGGCCUUAGUCGUAUGUCUCCUUAUCCGGAGGCACUGCGUCGCAUCGUUGCCGAAUACGAAAUGGGAGCAAUCCGGAAACUGGUGUCCAUUCUCCUCUCGCCCGAGGUGCCCAUCAAGACGCGGGAACAGGCUGCAGAUUUCGUGGCCCGUUUGUUGGUGGGCGCCUUCCGAGAUACAGCUGCCGAACUAAAGGAACAGGACGUGGCUGUCGUACUCACCGCUGUCCUGGCUCAGGGCUUGCCUGCCCUGUCCAUCGACUUGAUUCUCUCGCUUCUGACCAUUAUAGAGACCUUGGCCCAGAACGAGGAGUAUCGCACCCUUCUGGGUGAUUACCGAUCCCUGUCCGAACAACUGGCUCAGUUGCUGAUGCGCUCCUACGCUCACUCCAUCCUGGUGAACAAUAUUUUCCGCUGCCUGUGCACUUUGAUUGACGAGGAGCCAGUACGGGAGAUCCUUCUGGACAACUUUAUUGUCUCAUCCAUCAAGAGAGCCCUCAAAUCGUUGUCCAAUUUGGUCAAGACCGCAGUUACCAACUUUAUCCUGCAAACCACUCGGUUUAAUGAGUUUAUUGAUGCCUACAUCGACAGGGGAAUCCUGGAAGUCCUGAUGGAGUACCAGAAGCACGCCUUCUGCGUUUCCACUUGGGGUCCUGCCAUCGAGAGCAUUCUGUCCAAGUGCCCCACCAUGAAGUUCUGCAUCCGAAAUUGUCUCACCUUCACUGACAUUACAGCUGGCAAGGAUUUCUAUGUUUCCCGCAAGAAGUUUGAGGACUACCGCGCCUUCCAAGAGAUCCUGCGCAGCGAUUGCUCACCUUUGGAUGCUGUCUUGGUGGUUAACUUCGAUCGUCCUGUUGCAGAUAGCAACGAUGUGGUCGACGUCCCACUGCGAUGUCUGAGUACAAUCUCGGAUGCUCCGGGUGAUCAGGCCUGGCAAUACUGCAAACGUCCUGGUGAUCCCAACUUACCAGAGUAUUUGGAGGCACUGAAUCAGACAAUGGGGGUUCAUGGUCUGGUGGAAAAUCCGGAGCGUAUUCGUCGCUCCAUCGACUUUGAGAACGUGGCCAAGCGAAGCAAGCUGGUCGCCCAGGCGGUGGCCGCAGUGAUGAACGAAAAUCUCAAGAUCCUUGACCUCAACUCCACGGAGGAGUGCUCUCGCCAUGCAGUCCAUUGCCAUUUGCUGGAUCUGCGCCAUGUCUACCACACAAACUUUAUUCCCAUUGGAAUGGUUCGCAGUGGCUGUCAGUUCGAGCGGGCGAUCCUUUUCAAGGCCAUGGCCGAUCAGAUCGGUCUGCCCUGCACCCUGCAGCGCAGUGUCGACGGCAGGAUGCUGUACAACGAGGUGCCCCUGCCCCUGGAACAGGAUCGUGAUGUGCACUGCGACAAGAAGACUCUGAAGUUCAUGCCCUGGCGCAUGCUGAGGCCCACCCAUGUGGUGGAUCUAAUGUACAAUGUGGGUGAUCUGUAUCCCAUGCAGAGUCGUCAAGCACUGCAGUAUCUACGCCUCUACUGAUGCCGAUGAAUCUAUUAUUCAUAAUAUUCCGUUUUGGUUUUCAAAAUUUAACUGUCCUUUUGUCCUUAAAAAUACCAACUAUAGAUAGUUUCCUAAAAGAUAUUUGAUUUUUUGAUCAGAGAUGUGAUGCAAAAUUAAGCGAUUAUAUAAAAAAUGUAAUGAAGUCA
Molecule: messenger RNA, 2847 nt
Organism: Drosophila ananassae
Lineage: Eukaryota; Metazoa; Arthropoda; Insecta; Diptera; Drosophilidae
Exons: 4
Coding region: 77-2680 (867 amino acids)
Source: RefSeq, a predicted model, not a curated record